Messenger RNA from Siniperca chuatsi (mandarin fish), 3188 nucleotides. RefSeq names its product riboflavin kinase (gene rfk). The transcript is spliced from 5 exons. Gene Ontology annotation, cellular component: mitochondrion. The coding region runs from base 405 to 914 and encodes 169 amino acids. The record is from RefSeq and is a predicted model, not a curated record. Gene Ontology annotation, molecular function: riboflavin kinase activity. Lineage: Eukaryota; Metazoa; Chordata; Actinopteri; Centrarchiformes; Sinipercidae. Gene Ontology annotation, biological process: FMN biosynthetic process; riboflavin biosynthetic process.
UGGUCACGCGGUCAAUGACAUCAGCAGAAGCGUUACGCAGAUGUGUACAACACAUGUAACAACCGGCUCUCUGUGAGCAUCAGGGCUUAAUUUUCACCAUCUUACUGCGAGUGGACCUAAGUGAAACCGGGGGUGUCAUCUUUUGAAUACUGUACAACCAGCGCCUUUGGAUAAAACCAUUUUAGCAAGAGGGUUCCCUUUGAUGAAGCUAACAGUAGUUAGCUUAGCUAGCAUAUCUGGUGAACUUUUACCAUCGCUGCUCAGUGAGUAACAUUCAACUGUAUCCAACUCGACCAAGCCAGCCAGGCAGGUGAAACUAUAGCUAAAUACAAAUUAGUGAUACGGACUUUGAUCUCUGCAAAGGUCAUUCUGUAGCGUCUGUAGCUGUUUGUGGGAAAGUAGUCAUGAAGAGCCUUCCGUACUUCUGCCGGGGAGAGGUCAUUCGAGGCUUCGGGAGAGGCAGCAAAGAACUGGGAAUUCCCACAGCCAACUUCCCAGACUCAGUGGUGGACAAUCUUCCAGCAGAUAUCAGCACAGGGAUCUACUAUGGCUGGGCCUGCGUCGGUAAAGGUGAUGUCUACAAAAUGGUGAUGAGCAUUGGCUGGAACCCUUACUACAAAAAUACCAAGAAGUCCAUGGAGACCCAUGUGAUUCACACAUUCAAAGAGGACUUUUAUGGGGAGAUUCUCAGUGUUGUCAUGGUGGGCUACAUCCGUCCAGAGAGAAGCUACGACUCACUUGAAGCCCUCAUUACGGCCAUCAACGACGACAUUGAGGAGGCCAAGGUCAAGCUGGAACUCCCAGAGCAUCUCAAACUGAGAGACGACAACUUCCUCACUGGCGCUCCCAGCUUGUCUUCAGCCACGCCCCCCACCACCGCAUCCACAUCACAGACUAUUAUGAAUGGUCACUGACAGCUGGCUGUGACUGCAGCACUUUGUGUGCACACACACACACACACAAACACACCCCAGAACAACACAGGCGUGUUGAAACGUGUAAAAUGCACAGCCUCAUUCUGAGAUCUCGUUCCCUGUCGCCAUGGCUGCACAUGGACAUAAUCACAACCAAUCUUUUUUCUUUUUUUCUUUUUUUUUGGUUGUAUUUUUCUUUUACUUUGUCAACGUGUCUGUAUUUAAAGAGCUGGUUAACUUCCUGUAUGGGUUUGUUGCAGACAGCCAAUCACUUAAUACAUGGUGUUUAUUUGUACAUAUCUGCACCAGAUUGCCUCAUCUAACAGCAUAACUGUGUAUGAAGCUCUUGGGUCUCCCUCGUCUUGCUGUGUAUUUGGAGUCAUUUUAUGUGAGAAGGUACCUAAAGAAAAUACAGAUUUUUGGGAUGAAGGUGACCACAAAAUACAAACAACCUGUAUAUAAAGAAUGACACAAAUAGACCAUAAACUCAACGCUGUGAACCCUGUCUAGCCAAGGUUGAAAACAGUUAUUUAUUCCUUUUCUGUUGCAAUUUGUUUCUGUGUCAGAUGGUUAGACAAAAGGUCUGGGCAUUAUUAUCUGUGACAAAAAUACUGGUUGCACCAUCAGAUGACUUUAUGCAACAAUGUGGCUAAAUGCAAGGCAUCCGUGUGAAGACAAGGAGAUUCAAUUAUGAAAUUAUGUAAAUAUAAUGGUAAAGGGUAUCCUUGCUCUCUCCUUUCAUUUUCCUCUUGAGAAAAUGUCUUACGUCUUGUCUUUUGUGACACAGACCCUCUACUGUUUAUCACUGCCCUAAAAAUGAAUGACCCUAUUACAUUGGACCAGAGAUUGGAUUUGGGGUCUUUGAUGCAUUAUGCAGAACAACUCUUAGUGCUUGUAGACAGGUUAUUUAUUAAAUGAAUUGUGUACAAAAACGUGUUUUAAGGAUAAGCUUUUAAAAUAAUUUCAACAUAAAAGCCAUCUGGAUUUGAGUGAUACUGCCUUUCCCUUUUUAGCCCCUUUGCUCAAUUGAGAAUUGUAGAUGAAUUGUAGACGAUCCGGGGAACAUUAAGGCUGAAUAAGCAAGUUCUUAUGCAGAUCAGUUAAGUUUUUGCAUUUUUUCACUGCAGCUUGCCUGAUGGUCAGACCUACAGUCCGCCAGUCUCUGAGUUUGUUACAGAUAGUAAAACAUUGAUAGGUGAGAUGAGAUGAAGAAGUAUAAGGUCCACAGCUCCUGUUCCCUGCUCUGAUAUUUACAAAGGGCAACAAUCUUUGAAGUGUAUGAAGGCCACUUUAUACCAUAAAAAGGUGAAAGUAUGAUCAUGCAGAUGUCUGAACAGAAAAACUUACAAUACAAAUAAUAUUCUUAUCUAUAUAACAGUUUUUUUAUUUAAUGGGGUCAUUAAACAUUUGAACAAAUAUCUUAAACUACUGACUAAACCCUGUAAGAGAAGUAGCACUUAACUUUGUUUUUUUUUUAGGUGUGUGUGUGCUUGCACCUGUUUAGCUUUUACAAAGAAAGUUUCUGACAGAACUAAGUGUGUAAAGUUCUUUGGACCCCUGUAAAUAAUUGUUUUAAAAGAAUGAAAUAUAUGAGUCUAGCUAUGUGACUGUGAUGUGAUGGUUUUAAGUUUGUAUUGUAUUUUAGUUUAUUAUUAAAGUGUUAUUUAGGGACUAAAAUAUAUGACUGCAAUUUAUGAAUGUUGACAUGUAUCAUGCAACAUUAGCUAUGACCCUUCCUCAUGUUGCUGUUUUUCCAGGUACCUUCUCAGUCUGGUAGUUUUUGUAUAUUUCCUUUUAAUCGGUUUAGUUUCUUUACUGACAGGGAAAUAGGGUUCAAGUUUCUAAAAGCUUGAAAAUGGUCUGCAUUAAGUCCAACUAAUAGAAUGAAAAAAUACAGGAAGCAGUACUUCACUGUAAUUAUGUUGACAAAUGUACUGCUAUAUACAGCUUUUAUUUUAUUAUAAAUGAUACAUUAUCCAUUAUAUUCAUCCCCUAAAGUACUUGAUGUACAAAAUAAAUCUCACUGUAACUUUGAAUUGUAAUGUGCUGAUUCUUUAGACCAGUCAAAGAGGGAAGUUUUCAUAACAAUAACACUUUUGACCCCACUGCAUUGCUGUAUUAGGGUCAAAUGUUUUCCAAGGCCAAUUUGUUAUAAUUAUUUAUUCUAGUUUACACAGGGACCAGGGUUACUGCGUGUAGGUAAAGGUUCAACAUGUCUUUUAUGUUUUCAUUCUUGUGUUAUAUAUAAUUUAAUCAAAUAAAUAGUUUAAUCAA